AUUAGUCACAACAAAGCUUCAAUUCGUGGGCGCACUGUUUCGUGAUUGUGAUUUUUCUACUUGCUUUUAAUCUAAAACGUCUAACCUAAUAUAUUGCUGACAAAUUCAAAAGUCAGUAGAUUCGUGCUAGCAGUUCAUAAAUCGAAGUGUUUAAGAAACAUGAUAAUACCGGUGCGCUGUUUUACGUGCGGAAAAGUUAUAGGCAACAAAUGGGAGGCGUACCUUGGUCUCUUGCAAGCUGAAUAUACAGAGGGUGAUGCGCUUGAUGCUCUCGGCUUAAAGAGGUACUGCUGCCGUCGCAUGCUACUCGGUCACGUAGAUUUAAUUGAAAAACUACUCAAUUAUGCGCCAUUGGAAAAAUAAUUUUCAUUCCAGUAUCUAUAAUAAAUUCUGUAUAUUUUUAAUUUUAAGCUAAAUAAAUUUUAAGACAUA
This is a messenger RNA of Vanessa tameamea, 432 nucleotides long. It is a transcript of the gene Rpb10, whose product is annotated as DNA-directed RNA polymerases I, II, and III subunit RPABC5. Gene Ontology annotation, biological process: transcription by RNA polymerase II; transcription by RNA polymerase I; tRNA transcription by RNA polymerase III. Gene Ontology annotation, molecular function: DNA binding; zinc ion binding. NCBI's taxonomy places the organism in Eukaryota, Metazoa, Arthropoda, Insecta, Lepidoptera, Nymphalidae. The record is from RefSeq and is a predicted model, not a curated record. The coding region runs from base 160 to 363 and encodes 67 amino acids. Gene Ontology annotation, cellular component: RNA polymerase II, core complex; RNA polymerase I complex; RNA polymerase III complex. The transcript has 3 exons.